This is a messenger RNA of Aspergillus steynii IBT 23096, 979 nucleotides long. Its product is annotated as NAD(P)-binding protein. The record is from RefSeq and is a predicted model, not a curated record. Bases 14 to 910 code for a protein of 298 amino acids. The transcript has 3 exons. Lineage: Eukaryota; Fungi; Ascomycota; Eurotiomycetes; Eurotiales; Aspergillaceae.
GUCCAGUCCAAUCAUGCCUCACAGACCCCCCCGCGUCUGGCUCCUCACAGGCUGCAGCUCCGGCUUUGGCAAACUAAUGGUCCCCGCCAUCACUGCCCGCGGAGACGCCGUCGUCGCGACUGCGCGCAACAUCGCCACCCUAGCCGACCUCGCAGACCAGGACAAUGUCCGACUCCUCCAGCUCGACGUGACUGCCUCGCAGGACGUGCUCGACGAGACCAUCGCCACCGCCAUCGCGCUGUUCGGCCAGAUAGACGUCCUAGUCCACAACGCGGGAUACGUUCUCUCCGGCGUGUGGGAGGAAGUCAGCCACUCGCAGGUCCUCGAGCAAUUCAACACCAACUUCUUCGGGCCCAUGAAUCUGACCCGUGCCCUGCUGCCUCAUCUGCGGACCCGGCGCACGGGAACCAUUAUCUUCAUGAGCAGCAUUGCGGGCUGGUUGGGCGUUGCUGCUGGGGGGCCGUAUAGUGCGUCGAAGUUUGCACUCGAGGGCGCGAUCGAAAGCCUGCACAAAGAAACCACCCCCCUCGGAAUCACCACCCAUCUCAUCGUGCUGGGUCAAUUCCGGACGGACAUUCUAGCCGCAGGCAGGAGGGAGGUAGCUCGUUGUGUGGACCCGGUGCCCGAGUAUGAUUCUCUAGUCGGGGCUCUUGCGUCGAGGCAGGAGGAGACGCAUGGGAAGCAGCCUGGGGAUCCUGUGGUGGCUGUGGAGCGGAUUUUGGAUGUUGUGAGGCGCGAGGGGAGGUUCUUUGGGACGGGGGAGGUUCCUCUGCGUGUGGUGCUGGGGUCUGAUGCUUUAGGUAUUGUGCGGGGGCAAUGUUUGGAGAUGCUGGGGGAGUUGGAUGCGAUGGAGGAGGUGGUGAGGAGUACGGAUUUUGAGGGUGCGAAGGAGGUUCAGGAAUAUAAGUAGAUGAGAUGGAUUUGGAGCAUGUAGACUGAUAUAUGUCAGGCAUUGCUUCUUUCUGUUUGCAUAUUGGAC